This is a messenger RNA of Apus apus (common swift), 3374 nucleotides long. It is a transcript of the gene SACK1A, whose product is annotated as family with sequence similarity 83 member A. The coding region runs from base 301 to 1716 and encodes 471 amino acids. NCBI's taxonomy places the organism in Eukaryota, Metazoa, Chordata, Aves, Apodiformes, Apodidae. Gene Ontology annotation, biological process: epidermal growth factor receptor signaling pathway. The transcript is spliced from 5 exons. The record is from RefSeq and is a predicted model, not a curated record.
GCUGCGCUGAAGCUGUAGACAUGGCUGAUGUCCCCGAACCAGUUCGGUGUCACGAUUGUUUUUGCUCCCUGACGAAAACUAUGGGAAGAGGGAGAAGCCUCAAGCUGUUUUGAAGAUUGUGCAACGAUGCUUGGGAGCCUACCUGCUUUUGCUUGAGUGCUUUCCUCGCUCUCAUUUCUCAGGAUGGGACAGGAAGGGAAGUACAACCAACUCGGACAGCCCUGGUAAUUGGACUCGAAUCCUUCGUAUGCCCUGGGGGUGAGCUAAUUCGUUCUUUCGGGGAGGCGAUUUCACGCCAGAAUGCAGUCUCCGAACAAGCAGGAUGACUGCGCUGCCUGUGCCGCCCAUUCGCGUGGUGCCAGCCCGGCCGAUCGGCUGCUGAGACAGAGAACCAUGAGCCACUCCAGACACAUGGGCAAGAUAAGGAAAAGACUGGAGGAUAUCAAGAACCAGUCCCUGAAGUUGACAAAAGUGGAUUUCAGCCACAACGAAAGCAUAAGAUUGGCCACCGACGCCUUCCUGGAUGGUGGGACAGAUUCUUACCUCGAAACUUUAAGCAAAGAGGGGGAGGUGGAUUUCCUCUCCUCGGUGGAAGCCCAGUACAUCAAGGAUAACGCCAGGGAGUCCUACUAUGCACAGGAGCCCGUGGCCCCCGAGGGGGCGGCUGCGCCGAAGCAGAACGAUGCCGGGUCACUCCCUUCGGGGACCUACUUCCCCACCAUCUCUGACAGCAGUGAGCCAGCCCUGCUGCACACAUGGAUUACAGCCGAGAAGCCCUAUUUGAAGGAAAAAUCCACUGCCACGGUGUAUUUCCAAACAGAGAAGAACAGCAACAUCAGAGACAUCAUACGCCGGUACAUCAACAAGACCACUCAGGUGCUGGCUAUCGUGAUGGAUGUGUUCACAGACACUGAGAUUCUCUGUGACCUCCUGGAGGCAGCCAACAAGCGCAUGGUCUUUGUCUACCUGCUGCUGGACCACAGGAAUAUAGAUCUCUUCUCGGAGAUGUGUGACAAGUUGCAAAUUGCUGAGGAUCUCUUCAAGAAUAUUUCAGUCCGCAGUGUUACUGGAGAGGUUUACUGUGCCAAAUCAGGCAGGAAAUUUUCAGGACAAAUACAAGAAAAAUUCCUUAUCUCUGACUGGAGAUACGUGCUCUCUGGAUCUUACAGCUUCACAUGGCUCUGUGGCCAGGUUCACCGCAACCUCCUCUCCAAGUUCACAGGUCAGGUUGUGGAGCUGUUUGAUGAGGAGUUCCGACACCUCUACGCCCUGUCCAAGCCCGUGAGGGGCCCGAAGUCCCCCCCGCGCGCUUUGCCCUUCCUGUUCAGCAAGAGCUGGGCCCCCCAGCGCAGCCUCCCUGACAGCGACGAGGAAAGCGCCAACACUCUUUCCGACCCCUUCAGCAGCCUCUCGGCUGGCAGCGCCCACCAGGCCAAGCGGCCCCCAAGAACUCUCAUGUUCAGCAGCAGCUUCACCCCCCAGUCACCUCUCCACAGAGUUAACUCCUUCCACGGCCACGUCUCAUUCACACCCCCAGCCCCACCGAUGGCUGCCCAGCCUAACUACUACCAGCCACACUACGUGGCCGAUAGUGCCACCGUUCCCUACAACAACAUGAACAUUUACAGACCCAUCAGACUUAGACCAGAGGACCAGAACAGGACAGGGUUAAGCUCACCCUGGAGAUGCCUCCACAAAGCUAACCUGUUUGCAUAAUAACCACCUUGUUUUGAGUUGCAGGUAGACCUAGUGAGGACCUGUUUAGCAAUCGCUUGUGUGCUGAUGAAUAUAGACAUUCUAUAUAAUACAAAAUGAGGAUGAUUUCAAGCCUCUUGUUUUGUUUUGCUGCUCAUGGAAACCUUCGUUUCCCUAAUUAAAAACCCAAGCCUGCUAACAUGUAAACCUCGGGUGCAUCACCUGGGAAGAACACACCUAACCAACACUGCUCACAGCGCAACACGGGUGCUGCCUGUCCCCUGCAGCACGUUUGUGUAGCAGCAGAUUGAGGCGGGGAACUGCUUCUCAUGGCCUGGCACCUGAAAGGGGGAUAAGCCGCAGCUCAUGACUCUGCAUUUUAUGCCCUUGCUUAAGGAGACCGAAGGCUGCUAUUCAGGUGCCACACGGUGCGAUGCCGGCAGGGGCAGGGACAGCGGCAGGGGCAGGGACAGGGACAGGCUGCCUUCGUGCUGUCACUGCACCUUUGCCUUGAUUGAGGAGGACUCCUGUAGGGCUGAUGGGGAAGCACAGUUUCCACCAGUGCUGUUGCCCAGCAGCAAGGACAUCUGCUGGCAGGGCUGCUGGGAAGGAGCCUGCUGACCAUGACACGGACCCAGACCAACAGUUUGGGUUACAGAGGACAUCUUGCAGCCACCAUGUGCUUCUCUCUGCCCAUCAGUGACACGGGUGCCUUCCAGCACACUUUGUCACAAACCUCCAGUCCCACCAGCUCAGAGCAAUUUUCCUCAUUGCAGCAGAGUUCUGUGGAGUUGGAAUGGAAAACGAAGCUGAGUAAAGAAGCAAAGUCCUCCUUAGUAACACACCAGGACUGAGUUCCAAUUCAUUUAAUAGCACAUGGAUCUUAGAAAUCCUCUCAAAGGUUGUUUGAUUGCACAUUAAGUUAGAGAUAAUGAUGCUUUAUUUCAGAAUUCUUCAAGGUUUCUAAUUUUUUAAGAGAAACUGGGUGUCCAUCUCUAUUGAAUACAGAGGGAGUUACAGAGGUUCAGCAGCUUGAACCAAAAGUAGAGAAACUUUCUGCCAAGCAAUCCAGGAAAACUAUGGCAGCAUCCAUAAGUGAAGGGCAAAAAAUUCUAAGAAAAUUCAGGAAACAAACGAUUUACAUCGAAAUCCCAAAGUUGCUAGAUGCCUAACAUCUAUUGAUGUCUCAGUAGAUAAUUUUUUUUACAGCUGCUUUACAUCAUCUUUCAUUUUACUCCAACAGAAAACAGCAACCUAAACACAUUUGCAUAUCUGGCCCAUUUUGCCCAACUUCUCACUCAAAAAGGAAAUACAAUUUAAUUAUUUAGGCUGUGGAUGAUGAAAAUUGUGUGCAGCUGUAAGAUCUCAGAUUCUCAUCCUUGGAAAAGCAAUCAUUUUGAAAGCAUUCUGGUCAAGUUUACAAGAAUAUUUUGAAAAUUUCGUAUUACUAGGAUGAUGGACAUGUCCUGCUCUAGCUUAUAUUUUUUUUUUAGAUAUUUUUACCCCUGGUAUGAAAUUUUAGAGUCCAGAAUAAACCAUUGCAUAUAAUUGUAAAUUCUGUACAUAACUUUUUUUGAUUCCUUGGGAAAAGGGGAAAGUUGAUUUUCAUUCUGAUGACAACUCUACUUAAUUAACUCAAUAUGACAACCACUCAAAUAAAAUACUUUCAUGAAAAUCCC